Messenger RNA from Penicillium manginii, 1548 nucleotides. RefSeq lists its product as uncharacterized. Bases 1 to 1548 code for a protein of 515 amino acids. NCBI's taxonomy places the organism in Eukaryota, Fungi, Ascomycota, Eurotiomycetes, Eurotiales, Aspergillaceae. The record is from RefSeq and is a predicted model, not a curated record. The transcript has a single exon.
AUGUUCGAUCAAGCAGUGAAGGAUGCUGCUAUUGCUCUUGAGGGACACUUGCUAGCAGCAGCCUCCGUUGACGCAAUUUCCAUUGCACGAGCAACUUACGAUAUCAAGAAGGAUCAGUGGAUGAACCAGUCUAGCAGCGUGAUUUUAAAUUAUGGGAAGAAGCCCAAUGGUUUCACACUCUUUCACAAUGCUGCCGUGAAACAAGCUGAAGACUUCGUUCACUGGGAAAAUAUACCGGCAAAUGGAAAGCUGUGGGCACAGCGCCAGAGAGCAUAUGAGCAACGACUCUCUGCUCUACAAAGAGACAUAGCGAAACUGUACCCGUCCUAUGAGAAAUUGGCAAGGCCUUCGAAGGUGCCCGUAUUCGGUAAAACUGCAAAGACUGCGGUCUUCGUGCAUGCCUUCAGAACAGCCUUUACGGCAUGGUACAAGACACAGCGGGUGACGCCCAAUCUGAUCUUAGAGACCAUUGACGCAAGCAUGACACGUUUCUUGCUGCAGCAUAAAGAGCUCAUUGCUGCUCUUAAGGCUGUUCAUGUACCGGCAAAUCCGGCACAACCGGGGUAUCAACUAGCCCAGGAUGCUGUGGAUUUAAAUCUCGCGCUGAUCGCCGCAGCCGGGACCAAUCAGAAUAUUUAUCCGCUUUGGGAAGCGGAGAAAAUCCUCCUGAUUGCUAAUACGAGCGAACUGGAGCGAGCGGUUCUGGCUACGGCCUUCCUGCUUCCUCUCAGCGAUCGACUCUUCAAGGCCGGCCGAAUUAUGUACACUCCUGACAGACUUGCAAAUGUCUGUGGUGGAAGCGCUGCCGUGUGGAAAAGCGUGAUAGUUUAUGCUAAUAGACUGUUGCAAAAUCGUGACACCCAGCAAGCAUUGGAUGGCGCCGCCGAAAUGAUGAGACUGAAAGGGAAACUUUCUAAACAGGCUGGCAGUAAUGUCUUGGCGAAGCUUCCGAUUAUCACGAACUCCAGGCCUAUCUCGCCAACCCCAGAGUAUCAAGAGCCCGAGGAUAUGGUGCUUACCUUGUGGAAAGAACUAUGCUUGAAGAAUGCCUGGAUCGGGAAUGAUCCGGCGUUUCUCGAUCAGCACGCCCUUCGCCGGAUCCUGACCGCUGGACCCAACGUGUCGCAGUUGCAGUGCCAUCUUCUAAGUGAACUAGCAGAGUCACAUAUUGGUAGUCUACUGCGGCAAAAGUUGGGUAUCGUUGCUCUUGGCAUUGACCUGCCUUCUGGCUGCGUUCUCGAAUUCGUGCCCGGGCAUGCGAUAUCCAUACCGUACGACCUAUCUAAGAUGCGAGCGCCGCAGAUUUCGGACGGGAUGUUGGGUUACUAUUUUAACGGCACAUUUUACAUUUCCGCCAUAAUCGAGAUUAAAUUUGAAGGUUUGGGCUGCCGAGAGCUGCCGUUCUCCAAGAUUAAGCUGGAGACAUUGACUCGACAAGAACGAUCCUCCGCGCAUGGGCAGAAAGAGAAUGGGCCAGCGCGGUUCAAGCAUCUGGGCGGACCUCAAAGCCAUUUCAGAAAGAAGUGGACGACUUCCUCCCUCAGGUAA